Messenger RNA from Stegostoma tigrinum, 3037 nucleotides. It is a transcript of the gene c3h5orf34, whose product is annotated as chromosome 3 C5orf34 homolog. Lineage: Eukaryota; Metazoa; Chordata; Chondrichthyes; Orectolobiformes; Stegostomatidae. The record is from RefSeq and is a predicted model, not a curated record. Bases 282 to 2336 code for a protein of 684 amino acids. The transcript has 14 exons.
UGGGCCGGCCAUCAGGCCGUGGAAACGGGCCGCACGGAUUCCAGCGACUAAACCCCAACUUAAAUAUCGUCUUUAUCUCCCCCCCCCCCCCCGCUUGAGGGAGGUAACUUGGAGGAGAAUGCGGGAGGGCCGAUUGAUGCCAUCCUUUGGAUAAAACAUUUAUACCAGAGAACUGGCUGGUAAGUGUGAAAGAUCCUAUGACGAUAAUUCAAAGAAGAUUAAGAAUGUCUCCCUAGUGUCCUGUCUCCCCUGUCGCUGUGCAUUUUCUGGACCUGGAGGCCAUGGCUGCAGUCAGCCUGAUGGUUCUUUAUGAGGAUGAUUCAGUAGAAGUGCAAUAUACAGAUAAUUCCUGUCUCCAACUCUCCCCUUGUGGUUCGGAAUUCCUGUUUGAGAAGGCCCCUGUACCAUCUAUGCAUCCUUUACAGAGUUCGUGCCGGAUCCGCCAGCGAACACCGUUCGUCAUCAGCAGCUACAAGGACCGGUUACUGCAAGCUCUGGAGUUCAGAAAUCAAUUUGCUUCUCGGCCUUAUCUCCCAGCAAGACUGAUUUCUGGAGACAAGCUAUCGAACCAGUUCCUUGACAUUUGUGAAGUGAAGUGGCCUGAAGGUGACGAAGACGGUGGAAUAACGGUUGCCGACAGCGGAUGGGUGACUGUCUCCUCUCUAGAUGGUCGCGCCUUCCUCAACCUGGCUCCAUCUCGACUAGAGUUCACUGUGGAAUUCCUGACACCAAUUAGCAAGACUGCUGCCACCAAGCCGUUCCAUAAACUGGACACAAGCAGCACCUCUGAUUCCCAAGACUGCCACAAUCUGGAGCAGGGCAAAUCCUCUGGAUUCGUUAUGGGCCAGAACCAGUCUGGGAAAAGAGCCCAGAGUUGUCAGAGCAAAGUAUGUGAAGGUGCAAAUCCUUUUAACCUGGGACAAAGUGGUAGAGGCUUGACUGAGAUCGGCUCCAAAUACAUGUGUCAGUACAAGUGGAUGGUUCAGCACCACACUGUGUCCUCUUGUCCGCAAGAAUGGCAUUGCCCUCUGAGACUUGCUCUUCACUAUGACUGUGAGCAGGAGAAAUCUUCGGGGCUUGAUGGGAUAGAUAACAAACAGCAGAGUGUUAAUGAACCUAUGACACCGGAAGUUUCUGGAGUGGCAGAACCAGCCACUACUCUUCCCAGAGUGUUGCCCUUGAACUGCCCAGCCCCGCACCUUCACAGGUGGCGCUUCAGGGACCUGCUGGGUCAGGGAAAGCUGGACUUGGAGACCUGUUUGCAUUCACAACAGGUGAAAGUAGUCUGGUGCAAAAGUGUACUGUACAGGGUAAUUACUGAUCCAGUGAACUCGGUGGAAGUUUACCCAGGAGAUGGUUCUGUUCUCAAACCCCAUAGUGGCAACAGCAACUACUUCACUCACUAUCUGCUGGGACAGAAUAAUGGACAGAGAGAAGAGAGAACAUACAUGGUGAGCAGCCUGCCUCCUGACACACCAAACUCCAAAUACUCCAUUUGCUCCAUGGUCUCACAGGCAGUCAGAAUCCUGCAGCGCUGUAAUCUGUCUCUGAAAGUGCCCAGUAUGUGCUGUUGGAAAACGGAGCUUUCCCAGCCAGGAGGUUUUAGCCAGCUCCCAUCACUUCUGGAGGAGCAGGAUGUUCAGAAUGUUGGACGAUUUUCAGCGUUUUCUAAUGGGCAAGUUCACAUCAGUUUCUGUGAUGGUGUAAGACUGAAUGCAUCCUGGAACUUUGGAUCUUGGCAUGGAGAAGAGAUGAAGACUCUAUCGCAGUCACGGAAACCUGUGCUGUCUCCUGUGGUACUCAACGAAACACAAACAGACCUGAUGCUUGGUUGGUGUCAGUUAUUGUUCCCAGAUGGGUCCUCCCAGUUGGUGCCAAUGUAUUCGGCUGGAAGAUAUCAGGGAUAUACCACUGCAGCGAUGGACUGGUGUCGGUGGGUGAGUAAAGGCAACAGGGAGAAAGCUUCAGCAGACCAUCCCAAUCCCCAGGUUAAUGCACAAGAUGAGAACAGAUCUAUCAUUGCAGAGCUUCAAAAAAUACAAAGGUUUAAUUUUCUCCUGGAGAACUCCAACUGUCUGAAGCACGUGCCCCCAUCGAAUGCCAAGUCUGACCUUUGCCAACCCACAGAGACCACCAACCUCUGUCCUCGAGCAAGGAACCAGAAUAUCGAGACAGUUCUGAAAAAUACAGGUCAAGCUAUCCAAGAGAUUGAGAUGCUGCUGGAGGCGAACAAGAAGGAUGGAAAUGAAACAAAGAAGAAGCAUUCAGCAGUCAUGGGAGAGCAAAGAGAUGCAAUUGGAAGUCUUCCACUGCUGCAGCAAGGACUGCGUCUCUGAGACCUGUCUGUCUCUGUUGCUGUUUUAUAAUGGUGAGCAGUCAGAAAUACAAUGCACUUUAUGACUGUGCGUCUUUAAUGAUAACCCACAGACUUGACUUCAUGUUCCCCUAGCUUAUUGUACGCUUAAAAAUGCAGAAUCCUCAGCAGUGAUACCCUUGACCUGUAAUUCAGAAACUCGAUAAGCAGGUCUUAUAGUAACUCGGGGACCUUUUCAUUUGGUGCAUGAACAAAAUAUAAUGCAGAUCCAUUACAGGGAAAACUGGAAGUACAGUGGGCGUUGGACCACAGAUAUCCAGCACUCAGUACUCUGGCAAUUAGGGAAAUACAGGCAGUGUUAGCGCAGCCUCUGGGAUCUGUGGACUGAAUCAAACAGAAUAUGUCCACAUGUUCACUGCUCACAGGUGAUGUUCACUCCUCUUCCGAUGAGAUGUUGAAUAGUAGUCCUGUCUGUCUGUUUGAUUUGCACAUUAUGACCUUGAAGUGCUUGAAAAGAACUUGCUGUACAUGAAAAGUUUUUUUUGUGAUGUGGAAUUGGAUACCAUUUAAAUGCAAAUCAUUCUUUUAAUUGUUCUAUCUUAGAAAACAUGUACAAUUUGCACUGUAGUUGUACGUGAAUCAUAGCUACUGAACUUGUUUUUCUUCUUUAGUCAUUGAUAAAUGUUCAAAUUAGAUUUUUGUGCAGUUAUUUGUGACUUUAAC